Molecule: messenger RNA, 681 nt
Organism: Parastagonospora nodorum SN15
Lineage: Eukaryota; Fungi; Ascomycota; Dothideomycetes; Pleosporales; Phaeosphaeriaceae
Exons: 2
Coding region: 1-681 (226 amino acids)
Biological process (GO): mitochondrial respiratory chain complex I assembly
Cellular component (GO): mitochondrial inner membrane
Source: RefSeq, a predicted model, not a curated record
AUGGAAAGACAAAUAUUACAAUGCUCGCGCGCACUCUCACGAUCACUGCAAAUCUCGUCGCAUUGCCCAAUCAACCUCCAAUCCUCAAUCCUGGCGGCUCCACGACAACCGCGACGAUGCCUCCACACCACGCGCCCAAGCCUCAUGAAAUCGCAGCCCCCCAAAACCCGUGACCGCGGCCCAAAAUCCGACGAAGACACGCAGACCGACUUUUCCGCUCUCGACGUCUUACGCAACACAAUUGCGCCGGCGACUUCUAUUGACGCGUGCACGAGCGACGGGUUUGCGCUCAACAACCAGGUGCGGAUAAGUGGGAGUGGAAUCAUGUUGAUUGGUGGGGAGGCGUUUAGGUGGUGGCCCUGGACUGCCGGCGGAGGUGCUAGUAGUGGGAAGAUGGAGGGCAGAUUGCUAAAUGCAAAGGGUCAAUGGGAAGUCAGACAGGAAGGAUGGGGGGUGCUGGAGCUGGUGUAUCCAAAGCCAGACCUACUCAUCAUCGGCACUGGGCCGACUGUGACGCCGAUUGCGCCUGCAGUUCGCCAGUAUCUGAAUGGCCUAGGCAUGCGGCUGGAGAUCCAGGACACAAGGAAUGCGGCAGCGCAGUUCAAUUUGCUGGCGACGGAGAGGGGCGUUGGGCAAGUUGCGGCCGCGUUGAUACCGAUUGGAUGGCGGGAGGUGAGGUAG